This is a messenger RNA of Diaporthe amygdali, 1959 nucleotides long. RefSeq lists its product as uncharacterized. The record is from RefSeq and is a predicted model, not a curated record. The transcript is spliced from 12 exons. Lineage: Eukaryota; Fungi; Ascomycota; Sordariomycetes; Diaporthales; Diaporthaceae. Bases 1 to 1959 code for a protein of 652 amino acids.
AUGAGCAAGGCUCCCAUUAAAACGCCUGCCAAAGCUACCGUUGUUUCCCAGAAGAGACAAUUACAGGGUGAGGACAAGCGCGUGUACGAAGAAUUGCGACAAGAUUACAAUGCUGCUAGAAGUGACAACAUCAAGAAAAUCAUAAAAGCCUGCAUGGAUUUUAUCUACGAGAAGAGAGCUCCUGCAAAUGGCGGUGAAGUCCUGUGGGCAUUGGAUGAGCAGGCUAACAUAUGUUCUUGGAAGAAGCACUGCGAGCUGUGGGCGGAUGAUUUGGUGAAGCGGAAAAAUAGCAACGAAAUGAUAGCCAUGGCAGGACCGGAAUUGCAGAUGAUGGCUGGUGCCCAGGAUCCUGCUAGGCCCGCGCUGGCAGUCAUGCUCGUAGUCAAGCCGGAGGACAACAUGCACCAAGCGGUGGCAGCCGGGCAAGCACAUCCGACGCCAACCGAGGAGCAAAUGCUUCAAAUAGCAGUUUGGCCUGAUGUACAAAAGUAUGGCUUCCAAAAUCUACAAAGCAGUGGAAUGCACUUGAUCUACGCGAGAAUCCGCCCCAGCCCCAGGCAGAGGGGGGGGGGGGAUCCCAACUAUGAAGGAUAUAAUGUUGACAUUUGCAAAGCACCGGAAGUACCACGCAGACCAUGGUUCGAAGAAAAGGGGCUCUUAAACUCUGACAACGUGGCACACCUGUUGUCUGGAAGCGAGAUGAGGAACAAGCUCGCUUUUGCGACGCCUCCUGGCAACGAAGGUCUUAUCGUCGGGAAGAGGCCUGGGGAAAAGGAGAUGGCCGGUCCUAGCACUUUUACAGAACAUGAGAACGAUCUGCCCACACCGAUGUUGAAUACUACUCCCGAUCUUGUGCAUCAAGCCUGGUAUUUUGGUUUAAAUGACGCAGUAAUUGCACCCGAACAGCUUGAGAUACUGCGAGACCUCUCUAUCGCAGAGUCAAAAGCUCCUAUGACGGUGGAACAAGAUACUGGAAUGUCAGCUUCCGAGGCCUCGGACUUUGGGGAGGAGGGUGCCAGCAAAAACAGGUCAUCAUCUACGUCCUCACCUGCCACGAGCUCAAACUGUCAGCCACCGCAGAAAUCGAAGCGGAAGCGAGUCGCCAAUGCGGAGAACGAGGAUGAUGAUAGCGGACCUGACGAAAUCCAAAACAAGCAGAAGAGGUUUCGGCACAUCAAAUCGCUCGAAGAACAGCUUGCCUGCCCUUACUUCAAGAGAGACCACCUGAGGGGAAUACAUACCAUUCCCGACUACUGUCCCCGGUGCCAUCGGCCUUUCGACACUGUACAGCUGCGAAAUGACCACCUCCGAGAAGAGGCCUACGAGGUUGUGGAAAAUCUUCACGCACCUGACGGUAUCACAUCUCAACGAAUGCCUCUGCCUGGCCAACGAGUACUGUUGAAGCUCAGCAAGGAGGGUCAAUGGUUCCAUCUAUUCGACCUUCCGUUUCCUCACUUUCAACCCCGGCCAGACUCAGCGUACAACAAAAUCGCAUCCUCUGGGUUACUUCCCAAUUUUAGAGAUUUUAUCAGCCAGCCUUCUGCGCUGGAAAUACUCCUGGAGAGAGUUCGCAUUAACCCCGUAUGGACAUCUAAGUUGGAGGUGAUCCUUCGUGAGGAUUUUGUGUACGGCCUAAAUCAGAUUUAUCCGAGAUGGGCAGCUACACAAGAUCUCGAGACUGGCCAAGUACCUGCCAUCAAGCGACUGUCCUUUCUCCCCAUCCUGAGGCCAGGUCGAGCGAUAAUAGCGAUUGCACUCGCGUUUGCCGACUAUGAGCUAGAAGAGCGAAAGGUGGACGAGAACGACCAACCACCACCACAUCAACUAAACCAUGAAGGAAUUGCUGUCAUCGCAGAGCAAGAACAAUGGCUGUUCGCAGACGACUAUGCCGACUGUGAUACGUUUGUCUUUACUAACGAUAUCGAGUAUGGGCUCCUGAGGAGGAUUAUGCAUUGUUGA